Molecule: messenger RNA, 3493 nt
Organism: Piliocolobus tephrosceles (Ugandan red Colobus)
Lineage: Eukaryota; Metazoa; Chordata; Mammalia; Primates; Cercopithecidae
Gene: DCAF7
Product: DDB1 and CUL4 associated factor 7
Exons: 7
Coding region: 260-1288 (342 amino acids)
Molecular function (GO): protein binding
Source: RefSeq, a predicted model, not a curated record
GUUCCAAGAGGGCGGGGCUGCGUCCCGAAACGGAAGGUGGUUGUCGUCGGUGCCCAAGCUGGUUUGAAACUAGGGGUCGGGCUCGGUCGUCGUCGUUGUUUGUCGCCGCAUCCCCGCUUCCGGGGUAGGCCGUUCCUGCCCGCUCCCGCCCCUCCUCCCUUUGGACUCUUAGAUCUCAGGCCCGGCUCCCCGCCCGACUCGCACCCCGCCCGUCGCAGCCCACUGUUGACCCGGCCCGUACUGCGGCGCCGCCGCCACCAUGUCCCUGCACGGCAAACGGAAGGAGAUCUACAAGUAUGAAGCGCCCUGGACGGUCUACGCGAUGAACUGGAGUGUGCGGCCCGAUAAGCGCUUUCGCUUGGCGCUGGGCAGCUUCGUGGAGGAGUACAACAACAAGGUUCAGCUUGUUGGUUUAGAUGAGGAGAGUUCAGAGUUUAUUUGCAGAAACACCUUUGACCACCCGUACCCCACCACAAAGCUCAUGUGGAUCCCUGAUACAAAAGGCGUCUAUCCAGACCUACUGGCAACAAGCGGCGACUAUCUCCGUGUGUGGAGGGUUGGUGAAACAGAGACCAGGCUGGAGUGUUUGCUAAACAAUAAUAAGAACUCUGAUUUCUGUGCUCCCCUGACCUCCUUUGACUGGAAUGAGGUGGAUCCUUAUCUUUUAGGUACCUCAAGCAUUGAUACAACGUGCACCAUCUGGGGGCUGGAGACAGGGCAGGUGUUAGGGCGAGUGAAUCUUGUGUCUGGCCACGUGAAGACCCAACUGAUCGCCCAUGACAAAGAGGUCUAUGAUAUUGCAUUUAGCCGGGCCGGGGGUGGCAGGGACAUGUUUGCCUCUGUGGGUGCUGAUGGCUCCGUGCGGAUGUUUGACCUCCGCCAUCUAGAACACAGCACCAUCAUUUACGAAGACCCACAGCAUCACCCGCUGCUUCGCCUCUGCUGGAACAAGCAGGACCCUAACUACCUGGCCACCAUGGCCAUGGAUGGAAUGGAGGUGGUGAUUCUAGAUGUCCGGGUUCCCUGCACACCUGUCGCCAGGUUAAACAACCAUCGAGCAUGUGUCAACGGCAUUGCUUGGGCCCCACAUUCAUCCUGCCACAUCUGCACUGCAGCGGAUGACCACCAGGCUCUCAUCUGGGACAUCCAGCAAAUGCCCCGAGCCAUCGAGGACCCUAUCCUGGCCUACACAGCUGAAGGAGAGAUCAACAAUGUGCAGUGGGCAUCAACUCAGCCCGACUGGAUCGCCAUCUGCUACAACAACUGCCUGGAGAUACUCAGAGUGUAGUGUUGGUGGCACUAUGCCCACGAGGCAGGGGCUUUUGUGUUUCCUGCCUCUGCCCCACCCCCAAAGUAAGAAGAAACAUGUUUCCAGUGGCCAGUAUGUCUUUCAUUGCUUUGCACCCACUGUUACCAGAAGCUGCUCUAGGAGUUCCUGGCCAGUCACCCCAUCGCCCUCUGUGGCAGACUCAGUGCUGUGUGGCGCCUCCUCAGCCCAGGGCUGAGUUUUAAGAUUUUCUCUCCUUUCCUCUUCUUCUUUGGUUCCUCAAUUAAAGAUGUGUGUAUAUUUGUUUGUCAGGCAUUGUGUUGAGGAGCAGUUCACGCACUGGCUGUGUCUAUUCCUCUGCCCAGAUGUCUCUGUCUGUUUGCUGCCCAAGGCAGCAGCCCACGUCUCGUCCAUGUCCAUGUUCAUUUAGCACUUACGUGGGAACAAAUACCAAUUUGUCUUUUCUCCUAGUGUCAGUGUGUUUAACAAAUUUUAACUUUGUAUAUUUGUUACCUAUCAGGCUAAUUUUUUUAUGAGAAGAAUUUUAAUCUCCUGGCUCAUUUCUUUGUCUUACAGUCCUCCCUCUUUGCACCUUCUUCUCUUCCCUCAGUGCCUGGAGCUGGUACUGGGCCCCUGGCCCCAUGAGCAGUUUGCCUUCUUGAGUCACUGCCUGAGUAAUACAUACCUGACCAGGAGUCCAAACCACCUUGGUGCUCUGAAGUCCACUGACUCAUCACACCUUUCUUAGCCUGGCUUCUCUCAAGGGCAUUCUGAGCUUCGAAACAGACAUAGGAAGCCUGUGUUUACCCUGAGGCACCACUGUCCAGCCCCAGUGGUUCCCACGGGGAGCAUGGUAGAGCUGAGAGAGACAGGCUCUCAGGGUACCUGACUUGAGGGAAAUUGUUUCAGGAAGCUAACUUCAAGCAUAUUUCCAGUACAUUCUUGCAGAGUCUGUUUUUCCCUCCAAAUAUAAGCCCCAGGCCAUUUCACUUAGUGUCUUUUCAAUGAUAGGCAAGAAUGAUAUCUGAGUUGAACUUCGGUGCUUCUGUUGGUUGAGUUUAUGUGCCUGGUGGUAUAUUGGGCACUCUUUGGAUUGAGUGCUCUGAGGUGAGAGAGUCUUCCUGAGAGGCAUCCUGCCUGUGCUUCCAACCCUGAACAAGACCUCACAUAAGAGAUGGACUCAUCAACUGUGGCAAUCCCUGGCUGUCAGGUGGAUAGAUAGCUAAAAAGCAUUAUACUGUGGGUAAUGAAAAGAGAGGAGAAAAAAAAAAAAAAGAAGGAAAAGGAAUUAUAGACCCCCAGGGUUAGCCAGUUAAGAGCUCUGCCCACACCUGCCAAUCCCUCUCUCCCCCAGUUUAGGUUCUGAGCAGUAUUGGACUUGUAGCCUGCAGUUGUCUUUUGACUUGCAGGCCGCAGGUGUCCUUCCGUUACGUGAACGAGUUCCAUGGAGGAGCAAGUGUGUGAUUCCACUGUUAGAUGAACCCUUGGGGCAGGCAGUUUGGGACGUGCUGGGGGGUGGGGUGGGGGGGGAAGAAGUUGGCUGGUUCCUUGUGCUCUGCUCCAACCUGGAGGUUUUUAAGUCCCUCUGAAUUGCUCAUCUGAGAUUAGUAGAGUAGCAGGCCUGAAGGAGACGAUUUUGUCCUCUUUGGCUCUCACCUGCCUGAGAAGCAAAACAGUGAACUUUGUUCUUCUGGGCCCUUAAGCUUUUUUGGUUAAGUCUUCCUUUUCAGAAGUAGAUGUCAUUAUAUGCCAAAAGUCUAGCUGUUUGCUUUACCAUACAGGGACCUGUCCCAAGAAAAAGGCUCUUUUUUAGGCAGGGUAUUUCCCCUUCUACCUUUUUACUUUGUUGUUCUGAUUUUAGGACUCUGGCUGGCCAUGUGCUUGCAGUUGCCUCUCCUGUAUUUGCCACUGGAUUUGCACUGCAUCAUUUGGAGAUAUAAAGCAAGCAGUUCUUGGUCAGAACCCUCCUCUGCUUUUCAUGUGUUUGAUAAUGGUCACUGGGUCCUCUCAGUAGCAAGGCCAAGCUGAUGGCUGCUUGUUUAGGAGGCCAUCAGUUCCUUCUUGUGGAGAAGGGUCUGAAAUGGAAGUCAGUGGUAGAAGGGGCUGGUCUGCCAGGCAGGGCUUACAUCCACUGAGUUCUAAGAUUCCUUUCCUGAUCUACACCUAAGCUUGGUCUGUAUGGUGGAAUUUGUCAGCUGGAACUCAGAAACAACAACUUGAAAAAAA